Messenger RNA from Suillus plorans, 1644 nucleotides. RefSeq names its product cytochrome P450. The transcript is spliced from 6 exons. The record is from RefSeq and is a predicted model, not a curated record. NCBI's taxonomy places the organism in Eukaryota, Fungi, Basidiomycota, Agaricomycetes, Boletales, Suillaceae. Bases 1 to 1644 code for a protein of 547 amino acids. Gene Ontology annotation, molecular function: oxidoreductase activity, acting on paired donors, with incorporation or reduction of molecular oxygen; heme binding; iron ion binding.
AUGUCGUCCAAUCUGCUCAACGCCAUUAAAUGCCUCGUCCCCAUUCAUUUUGAAGACCUCAACUAUCUUUCGGCUCUCCUGCUAAUCCCAGUACCAAUCUUAUUGGCCCAUGUAAUCCCUUAUCUCAGGGAUCCUUACAACCAGCGGAGCAUACAGGGUCCAUUCCUUGCCCGCUUUUCGGAUUCUUGGCUAGGUUGGGUAGCGAGCCAAGGUCAUCGCUCAGACGUUGUACACCAGUUGCACAACAAAUACGGAACUUUUGUGCGUCUUGCACCAAAUCACGUCUCCAUUUCCGACCCGGACGCACUGCAAAUUGUAUAUGCCCACGGUAACGGCAGCCUGAAAUCCAACUUCUAUGACGCCUUCGUCUCCAUUCACCGUGGUUUGUUCAAUACUAGGGACCGCGCUGACCAUGGUCGUAAGCGUAAGAUCGUCUCCAACGUCUUUUCGCAAAAGAAUGUCUUGGAGUUCGAACCUUCUGUCCGUCUCUAUGUCAGCCAGCUCAUGAACCAGUGGGACCGUUUAUUCGACGAAGCUCUCAAAAACAAAUCUGGUACCGAGGGAGAAGGUGGUUGGUUUGGUAAGGGAGGUCGUUUGUGGCUCGAUUGCCUUCCAUGGUACAACUAUCUGGCGUUUGAUAUCAUCGGCGACUUGGCGUUCGGAUCACCGUUUGGAAUGAUCCUGAACGCCAAAGACUCCGCGCCUGUUGCUGUUUCACAGAAAGAUGUCAUGAAAUCCUACGGGUCGGAGAAUGAGUGUGCAUACGUCGAUAUUCCUGCCGUCCAGAUUCUUAACGAUCGUGGAGAGUUCUCGGCUUCUAUGGGCGUUCUACCUCCCACGUGGCGACCCUGGGUUCGCCUGCUUCCCUGGUACCGCAAAGGUGGAAUAGCUGUCAAGAAUUUGGCUGGUCUUGCAGUCGCCGCUGUCGCCAAACGCUUUACAACUCCGACCGACCGCGUCGACCUCUUGAGUAAGCUACAAGAGGGACGUGAUGAUGAGGGAAAUCUCAUGGGGAGAGAAGAGCUCACCGCAGAGGCCCUCACUCAGCUCAUCGCCGGCUCCGACACUACUUCCAACUCGUCAUGUGCCAUCACAUAUUACCUUGCCGCCAAUCCUCCUGUACAGCUCAAGCUCCAGAAAGAGCUGGACGACGCCCUCGGCAGUGAAGAUGAAUACGUUUCGACAUACGAACAGGUCAAACGUCUACCUUAUCUGGAAGCUGUUAUCAAUGAAGCCUUGCGCAUUCAUUCGACAUCUUCCAUAGGUCUUCCUCGUGUAGUUCCUGAAGGCGGUUUGACUAUCCAAGGCAUUCAUUUCCCGCAGGGUGCCGUUUUGAGCGUUCCAAGUUACACGAUUCAUAGGGACACCAAAGUGUGGGGAGAAGACGCGGAUGUAUUCCGUCCAGAGAGGUGGUUUGAGCAUGAUAGUGCCACUUUGCAAAAAGCCUUCAAUCCGUUUUCCUAUGGGCCCAGAGCAUGUGUGGGACGCAACCUUGCGUCCAUGGAGCUAUUAAUUAUCAUAUCUUCCAUUCUCCGCCGCUACCAAUUCGUCCUGGCAGAUCCAGAUAAAGCGUUUGACACACGGGAGGGCUUCCUGCGAAAGCCGGUGGAGUGCUGGGUGGGAAUCAAGCGUCGGCAGGGAUGA